AAAUAUUUAUAUAAUAAGAAUAACAAUUUGUAAUAGUAUUUUAAAUAAUAAUAACACCAAUUUGUUUUAUAGCCUAUAAUAAUAUAAUAAAAUAAAAUAACAAUACAAUAAAAUAAAAUAAUAAUAAAAAAAUGAUUAAAAAAUCGUCAUUGUUUUUAUUAAUAUUGUCAACAUUAUUUGUUCUUUUUGUAUCAAGUCAAGUUGCAUUUGCAAAAGAUCUUAGUGCAUUCAAAGACGAUUACUACAAUUACCCAGACGAAUAUGAUAAUGCAGAAUAUGACGAGUUGACAGAUGACUACUACUACUAUUCUGAUCCAUAUACCUAUAAAGAAAUUAAUGUACCAGAUGCCCGUCCAAACACCAAAAAACCAACCAAGAAACCAGUCACCAAAAAACCAACACCAAAACCACAUCGUCAACCCAAUCCAAAGGGAUAUAAGGAUGAACUUUCGCCAAUUUCACCAGCAAGAGAAACAUUUAAAGGAAACUCAACAUUAAAGAAAGAGAUUAAUAUUGUUCCAAAGAGUGUAAAUGUAGAUAUUGACGCUAAAGAACCAAAAUUAUCAAUUGAUGGUAAAACCUAUUCACCUGGCAAUACCAAUAUUGACCUUAGUUUGAAAGACCCAAAGCUUUCUAUUGAAACUAAAGCUACACCAACACCAUCGCCACCAAAGAAAACAGAGGCACCAACAUUAGCAGCCACAUCGCCAGCUGUCACACAUCACCCAAGUAGUACUUUUAGACCAGUAGAUGUACAAGAUGAUGAUGAUGAUGAUGACGAAGAUGAAAAACCAAAGAAAAAAGAACCACAUAGAGGUAAUGAUCAUAAAAGAGGUGAUGAUGACGAUGAUGAUGAAGAUGAUGAAGAUGACGAACCAAAUCCACCAAAGAAUAAACCUAAGCAAUCUAAGGAUAGUGACGAAGAGUCUGAAGAGUCUGAAGAGUCUGAAGAAGCCGAUGAAAAACCACCAAAGAAACACAAGGGAGAUGAUGACAAUGACGAUAGUGAAAAACCAAAAGGAAAUGUUGCUGAUAUGAUUGAUUCAACCAUUGAAGAAGAUUCAAACCAUAAGAAUAAAACUAAUCUAGAAGAAGACGAAUCAAAUUCAAGUGCUUCAACUGUUACAUCUCUUGGUAUUUUCUUUACAUCUUCUUUUAUUUUAUUAAUUUCAUUAUUUUAAAUAAUAAUUUAAAUGAAAUUAAAAAAACUUUUAAAUAAAAUAUUUAAAUAAAGU
This is a messenger RNA of Dictyostelium purpureum, 1235 nucleotides long. RefSeq lists its product as uncharacterized. The coding region runs from base 132 to 1181 and encodes 349 amino acids. Lineage: Eukaryota; Evosea; Eumycetozoa; Dictyosteliales; Dictyosteliaceae. The record is from RefSeq and is a predicted model, not a curated record. The transcript has a single exon.